Messenger RNA from Adineta steineri, 978 nucleotides. The record is from the annotation of a GenBank genome assembly. NCBI's taxonomy places the organism in Eukaryota, Metazoa, Rotifera, Eurotatoria, Adinetida, Adinetidae.
AUGGUAUUUAAUCAAGCUAUUUAUUAUUUAUUAACAUAUCUUGAACGUUCAAAUCUCGAUUUAAUCUAUUUGACAUGGUUAUGGGCUUUAUUUAAACCGUUAUGUCUUUUAUUAUUAUCAUUAUUUCUUUUGCCAGCAACUAUACUUUUAUUUAUUUAUGGUUCAUCAUUAUUUUGUCUGAUCUACAAACAUUGGAAUCGGUUAAAAGCAGCUUAUUCAGAUGAUCUCUGGUAUGGAGCAUUAAAAACAUUGGCUAUUCUAUGGGAAUUACAAGGAAAUAUAUGGCAUGGCUAUGAAGUUGAAGGAUUAGAACAUAUUCCAACUGAAGGUCCAGUUCUAAUUGUUUUCUAUCAUGGUGCAUUACCUAUUGAUUUCUAUUAUUUAUUUGCUAAAAUUUGGCUUUAUCGAAAUCGACGUGUACGUGUUGUUGCUGAUAAAUUUGUAUUUAAAAUACCCGGUCUUGGUACACUUCUUGAAGCAUUAGAAAUUCAACCAUCAACAUCAGCUAUGUGUAAAUCAAUGCUCGAAGAAGGUCACGUACUUGCUGUUUCACCUGGUGGUGUUCGUGAAGCACUUUUUGGUGAUCAUAAUUAUCAGUUAAUAUGGAAGGAAAGACGUGGUUUUGCAAAAGUUGCAAUCGAAGCUAAAACUGCAAUUAUUCCAAUGUUUACAAAAAAUGUUCGAGAAGCUGUACGUGCUAUGACAUUUGGUCGUCGAUUUUUAAGUUAUAUUUAUGAAAAAACUCGAUUACCACUUGUGCCAAUCUAUGGAAUGUUUCCAGUAAAAAUGAUUACUUAUCUUGGCGAACCAAUUCCAUAUGAUCCUGAUGUAACAACAGAAGCACUUGUUGCUCGAGUGAAAAAAGAAAUUGAAACUUUAAUAGAAACUCAUCAACAACGUCCGGGUAGUAUAACACGAGCAUGUCUCGAUCGAUUUAGUUGUUUUUCAAGGAAUCAAACGAUAAUAAAGAAUGAAUAA